Messenger RNA from Peromyscus californicus insignis, 3989 nucleotides. It is a transcript of the gene Galntl6, whose product is annotated as polypeptide N-acetylgalactosaminyltransferase like 6. The record is from RefSeq and is a predicted model, not a curated record. The transcript is spliced from 13 exons. Lineage: Eukaryota; Metazoa; Chordata; Mammalia; Rodentia; Cricetidae. Gene Ontology annotation, cellular component: Golgi apparatus. The coding region runs from base 728 to 2815 and encodes 695 amino acids.
UGGCGCCUUUCGGGUGAGCUCCGAGGGGGAACCGGUCUCCCUGCCGGUUCGAGAUUACCCGAGGAAAAAGAGGAUCCCCUAGUCCCAGCGCUGCAAAUCGACUCCUCCGUCAGCGUCUACAUCCUCCAUCCCUUCCUCCUAAGCCUCUGGGUUUGUUUAUAUAGCAUCUGGCAGCCGCGAGGCAGCGGCCACCCCUUCCUGGCGACUCGCCCUCCCCUCCCGGCCCCUAGGCUCCCGCACGUGGUAGGCACCAGUAUCGUCGCCAGCAGGCAGGCGACAGCCAGCGGGAGGCGGACGCCUGGGUGCCAGCGCCACGCGCGCGCGUUCUCGCCGUCCUCACUCAUCCUCCGCGCGCCCUCUCCCACUUGCCUCUAAAGCCGGGUCACACUUGGCAUUUGCCGCCCGCCCCGCCAUCCGUCCCUUGACGUGCAGAGGAGAUCGGAAACACUGCCCCGGAGGUGCUGGUGAUGGUUCGCUGGGUUCGUUCAGUUGCUGGAAAAGAAUGGUAACAUGAACAGUGGAGCGUGAGAGCGUCGGCAGGGGAAGGGGACGAGAUUGAUGGGCAGAGAGCACACUUCCCUGAGGAUCUCAUUCCCUGGACUGCACGGACAAGGGACGUCUUUGCGCCUGCACUUCCUGGCUGGACUCUGCUGACAUCUGUAGCCUCCUUUCGCCAGGUUCCCAGGUCGCCUAGAAUGCUGCCCGCAGAGGAGUGGUCUGACAGCACAUGAGGAUCCAGGAGUUUGUGAGCCCUUCUUCAAACAUAGUUCUGACCUGGUUAUGGUGUCCCUGGAUCCUGCCUGGCAAGCUGGCUCCACAGGGAGUUGAACUUGAGUUCAGAUGGCCAACUCCCUCUGAACCCUGCAGAUUGGUGCUGAGCACGCAACAAAAGUUUGUAGCUUCCCCUCAGUUUCUGGUGCUGCCCAGGAGAGAGGAAAGGACUUUGGCAUUAAACCCAAGAAGCAGGCAGGGAGACUUCUCUAACUUUUCUCCACUGUUACCAUUUGCAAUGAAGAGGAAACAGAAGAGGUUUCUGCAGAUGACUUUGCUAUUCACUGUGGCUUUAAUUUUCCUGCCCAAUAUUGGUCUCUGGUCUUUGUACAAGGAUAAACACCUCGUGAAAUCUGCAGAACCUGCGGAGCAUCAGACAUUUCCACUAGGACUGGGAGAUGGGCAAUUCUAUUCGUGGACAGAUGGUCUGAGAAGAAAAGACUGGCAUGACUACGAAAGCAUUCAGAAGGACGCUUUGCGCUCAGGGAAAGGAGAACAUGGCAAACCAUAUCCUCUUACUGAAGAGGACCGUGAUGACUCAGCUUACAGGGAAAACGGCUUCAAUAUUUUUGUCAGCAACAAUAUUGCUUUAGAGAGGUCUCUGCCAGACAUCCGUCACGCUAACUGUAAGCACAAAAUGUACCUUGAAAGGCUGCCAAACACCAGCAUCAUUAUCCCAUUUCACAAUGAAGGCUGGACCUCACUCCUGCGGACCAUACACAGUGUGAUUAACCGAACCCCAGAGAGUCUGAUAGCAGAAAUCAUUCUAGUUGAUGACUUCAGCGAUAGAGAACACUUGAAGGAUAAGUUAGAAGAUUACAUGGCUCGGUUUUCCAAAGUGAGAAUCGUUCGCACCAAGAAAAGGGAAGGACUCAUCCGGACCCGACUCCUGGGAGCUUCGAUGGCCAGAGGCGAGGUGUUGACCUUCCUAGACUCCCACUGUGAGGUCAAUGUGAACUGGCUGCCCCCACUCCUCAACCAAAUUGCACUAAACCACAAAACCAUCGUGUGUCCCAUGAUCGAUGUCAUUGACCACAAUCACUUUGGGUACGAGGCACAAGCUGGGGAUGCCAUGCGAGGAGCCUUCGACUGGGAAAUGUACUACAAAAGAAUCCCCAUCCCUCCAGAGCUCCAGAGGGCUGAUCCCAGCGACCCUUUCGAAUCUCCUGUUAUGGCUGGAGGUCUCUUCGCAGUGGAUCGAAAGUGGUUUUGGGAACUGGGUGGCUAUGACCCAGGCUUAGAGAUCUGGGGAGGAGAGCAGUAUGAGAUCUCUUUUAAGGUUUGGAUGUGUGGAGGAGAAAUGUUUGACGUUCCAUGUUCUAGAGUCGGUCAUAUCUACAGGAAGUAUGUCCCUUACAAAGUUCCAUCUGGGACCAGCCUGGCAAGAAACCUGAAGCGUGUGGCCGAAACCUGGAUGGAUGAAUUUGCUGAGUACAUUUACCAGCGGCGGCCAGAGUACAGGCACCUCUCCACCGGGGACAUCUCUGCCCAGAAGGAGCUGCGCAAACGACUCAAGUGUAAAGACUUCAAAUGGUUCAUGGCUGCGGUGGCCUGGGAUGUGCCUAAGUACUACCCUCCGGUAGAGCCCCUGCCAGCGGCGUGGGGGGAGAUUCGGAACGUGGCGGCCAACUUGUGCGUGGACAGCAAGCACGGAGCCACGGGGACCGAGCUGAGGCUGGACAUCUGUGUCAAAGAUGGUUCCGAAAGGACGUGGUCUCAUGAGCAGCUCUUUACUUUUGGGUGGAGAGAAGAUAUUCGACCCGGUGAGCCUCUGCACACCCGAAAAUUCUGCUUCGACGCAAUCUCACACAGUAGCCCUGUCACGCUCUAUGACUGUCACGGCAUGAAAGGGAACCAGCUCUGGGGAUACCGGAAGGACAGAACACUAUUUCAUGCUGUGAGCAACAGCUGCAUGGACUGUAAUCCUGCAGAGAAGAAGAUUUUCAUGGCCAGAUGUGACCCUCUAUCUGAGACUCAGCAAUGGAUUUUUGAACAUAUCAACAUGACUGUUUUAGAAAAAAAUAGCCACCAUGCCAGCUCCUAGAAAGGAAAGAAGAGCAAUUCCCUACAGACUGUGAACUGUGUUGUCAUGGGCGUCUGGGUCACAGGAGUCAGGAAUAACAUUUCCUAGAUCCAGGAAGCCUGGUUGAAAGAUGUGUAAACGCCAUGUCGACGUAGGCUGUCUGGAAGAAGUUCCUACAUCUGAAGAAUUUGGCUAAGAACCUCACCAGCUGCUGCUGAGAACUCGAGACUAGCAGUUCCCUUGCUGGCCAAGGGUAAAGAUUAUUUAGGGACUGUUCACCAUGACUGCUGAGUUAAUCGAUCCUAGCAUUUCUCAGGUCAAAUCCUGCAGUAGUGAGUAGCUAUGAAUGGAUCCUAUUAGUCGGGUGGGAGGGGGGUGGAAACAGAGCGCAUGAAUGCUCUGGCAACCUGAGGCUACCACAGGUCUAGAACUAGCCAUGCUUGAGAGGUGAGCUGUACUCUUUGGUGCCAUUCUCUGACUAAGAAUGGGUUAAGCAGGUUUAACCCUUUAAAGUGCUGCAGAUGAUUUUAGAGUGCUCAUACCAUUCUGUUUUCUUUUGUCUUCUCUUUAAACAAGGGUCCAUGGCAUCUAAGACUUACAUUACAUGCUCUCAUUCACAUUUGCCAUUCUCCUUUCAGGGCCUAUAGUAUCCGUCAUGAUCCAAACGAGUUCAUGUUCCACCAAUCAGCUGACAUCUUAAUUCAAUGUCCUUGGAUGAAUCCAGUUAAAAACAAAAGCAAACAAACCAACAACAACAAAACAAUACUCUCCUACCCAGUUACUCCAAAGAUAGAUUUCAUAGAAUCAGCAAAAUACCACACACAUACACAUGUAUGCAUGCAUGCACGCACACAAAAAAAGUUAGGGGAGAAAUUUCUCUAGGAAAUCUAUUUUUACUUUUCUAUUAUUUUUAAAUUUUAAAAAAUCUGAUGUUUGUCCAGUCAUAACUUUUAUUGAAGAAGGCAUUGGAGUGGGAUCCAUGUAAUUCAUUUAGUCUAUCUUAAAUAAAUCUUCACUCCAAGAGAUGUGGAAAUGGUUUCAUGCACUUCAAUUCCAUUUAAUCUGGCAAACUGAAAAGUGGUGUUAUUUAAUUAUUAGUUUUGGAGCCCCACCUACCCAUGGCUGAAAACAAUGAUGUUGUUUUAUUUGGAAGUCCAGGAAAGGAAUUAGUAUUAAUAAAGCCCUUCUGACACCA